CGAAGAACUGUUCUCCCUAUUCGUUUCUUCGUACUUGUAUUGCUUUCAUUUUACUAUCGAUGUCUCUCCUCCGUCGUAUCAUUCUAUGCCCCAUCGGCCCUGAUGGACCGUAUCCCACGAACUGGCCGUCCCCGAUACUUAGCUGAUCCACGGAGAACUGCUUCUUUUUCCCGACGUGAGAUACUACCUACAUCUACAUACGUCAGAGUCACCUUGACGGGCCCGGAAUGCAGGGUCACCAGGAAUAUGAACUCGCCGAGCUCGAGCCACGUGCGUCGGUCCAUCGAGGCCCAGAGACGGAUCGGCAAUCUAGGCCGUCGGAUGUCGCUUCCAGCUCCCGGUCGACCCGCUCGGGUUGGUCCCUACGGCGCUUCUGGACGGACCAUGUAAAUUGCGUCGUCAACAUGGACAAAAGUCGUGAUCACUUGGCACUGGAACGGACAUAUCUCGCCUACCUCAGGACGGCUCUUAUGUCAGCCAUGACCGGGACUAUUGUGGCCCAGCUCUUCGUCCUGCAGCAGCCGCCUUCUGGCUUUGGCUACGGGACAGUCGGAAGACCUCUGGCCAGCGUCUGCUACGGGUUUUCAAUCUGCACCGUUCUUCUCGGGACAUGUCGCGCAUGGCGACAUCAACACGCCAUGAUCGGUGGGAAGGCCCUCACCGGUGGGUUUGAGAUUGUCGUAUUGGCCAUCGCGUCUCUGCUUGUGGGUUUUGCCGUUGGCCCCCCAUUGACCCGCCCCUCGUCCAAAGGGACGAAAGCACACGCCGUUGCUCGGAAACUGACGCGGAUCCGCUUAGAUUGCGCUGGUCUUCUUUGGCUUCCUAGUCGGCAUAGAUGUCGUCGUAGGAAACAGCUCCAACGGCAGUACGCCAUAACAAUUAUCGCGCCACUGGCAUAGGCGGGGGACUAGGAGCUGCCAGUUGUAGCGCAAAGAUACAAACUGGGCCAUCAUGCAGGCUAGGGGGCUAGAUUCUACUUGUUGUUUGCCGCUGCAGCUGGCUUUAUUUACAGAGUCAGGCCCCCGUGUUACUUCGUACGCUGUGGCGUAUGCGCCAGCGUCCAUACCCGUUGGACGUGCAGCACCCGAAACAGCAACUCUUGUCCGGGCCAGGAACGGUCUGCUGGCCAGCUCUUGACCUAUCGAUCGAUACACU
Molecule: messenger RNA, 1155 nt
Organism: Sodiomyces alkalinus F11
Lineage: Eukaryota; Fungi; Ascomycota; Sordariomycetes; Glomerellales; Plectosphaerellaceae
Exons: 3
Coding region: 228-899 (223 amino acids)
Source: RefSeq, a predicted model, not a curated record